CUGAAAUUUCAAAGAUGGAGCAUAUACACUCGUGCGGAGCGGCAAGGCAAGCAUGGCAUCGGAAGGAGUCGACGGCUGCGCGUUCCUGGGCGACUUGCAGUUCCUCCUCGCGACCGAAGACCAACUGAACGAAGAUUUGUCCCUCCUGUGUGACUUGCUCAGCGAGAACUCGCCGUCGGACCAAACGACCGGCGGGUCGCGUUCCAUGAGCACAAGCGACGCAAUGGAGAAUGCGACUGCAGCAUUGCUCCCUACGAAAAAGAUCGCUCUCACAUGCAUCCCGAUCCAUCACGUUUCGUUCGCUCCAUCCGCCGCAGGCCACGUGGCCAUUGAAUAUCCUGCCACCGGUGCGAGGAACCGGUUUCAGUAUCGUCAGAGGCAAGAGAUUCGACUCCUUCGUCAACAAGUCGACGCGUUAAAGAAGACGUUAGCCGCCACCAUGGCGUACCAUCAUGCUUCAAAUGCGCUACAGCGCCGUUCCGUGUGGAAACAGGCUGCCGACCAGGAACGCCUCGCCUGCAAGCGUGCAAUUGCCGAAAACACACAGCUCCAGCACGCCAUCCGCGAACAAGCUACGUUCAUCGACCGCAUGCAGAAAGUGAUCGUGAAGAAGCCGCGCAUAGCGGCCAUCGCUACCGAGGCGGAGGCAUGGAAAUCGUGCAAGUUGGUCGCCCACCGACCGCUCCGCAUUGCAGCUAUCCAUGCGAUCGCUGACCGCCAGCUCAGCCGCAUGCAGAGUGCGCUAAUUCAAGCGGGUGUGUUCAACGAACUGAACGACAAGUUCUUUGCAAGGGCGCAACCUGUCAACGACAACCAGCUCGUCAUGACGUUUGUCAGCCACGUGCGUAUACCAGCGCCGUACCGAACCGUCGCUGCGUCGUGCUGGCAGGCUUUAGCGGAAGCACAGGACCCAUCUCUGCCGGACGGUGCGUCCGAGGAGUGCGAGAUGGUCGAUCCCAACACCGUGUACCGGCGGUUUACUCAGGUCGUGGACUCGAUUCCCGCGCACUCGAACGUCAUUCGCAAGUACUAUCCCGACGGCCACCAAGACGUCAUUGUGUGGCGAAACGUGCUGGAGGACGCUCUGGCGCCGCACUUGUCGCUCGGGGCCAUCGACAACGAGUGGGGAUGGUACUGCGCCGACUCUACUGCAGGAUGGAACCACAUGCGGUUGUAGGCUCGUGGUGGCGCCGAUCCAAGGCGACCCGAGGACGUGCCGCGUGACGUUUCUGCAUCAAGUUUUUGGCGACCGAAAUCCACGUUCCUGUCCGCCAGGCGCGAUGGCCAUCGACGCAACCAACCAAACCAUCGAAGCGUUUCGAUUCUGUCAACGUCCGGCCGACCCUGGGCGGUUUUCAGGCACCCCUGCAGCCGCCGUGGACGACCCUGACAAGUUUGUGCAAGUUUACAUGAGCAAGGGCAAGCGGUUCGAGCUCGCGCUCUGCGCCGCAGUCGACAACGCGAUUCUCGUCACUCAGAGUCCUCGGUUCCAAGUGCAUUCUACUACGUGAUAAUGACACCCUGUGGUCCCUGACCUUACCGUG
This is a messenger RNA of Aphanomyces invadans, 1544 nucleotides long. RefSeq lists its product as hypothetical. The record is from RefSeq and is a predicted model, not a curated record. The coding region runs from base 53 to 1177 and encodes 374 amino acids. Lineage: Eukaryota; Oomycota; Saprolegniomycetes; Saprolegniales; Verrucalvaceae. The transcript is spliced from 3 exons.